AUGGUUCCUGUGUCAUUGCCUUCAGAGACCAUCACUGAUGACGUCAAAGCGACAAGAUCAAUGACGUCACUAAAUGUCAUCUGCCAGAUGGCCAAAAUAAUAGUUCUCUUUAUGGGAAAGGCUUGGCUUCGAUGCGUGAGGCUUCAUUCUCGACCCAUUGUGUGGCUGACGUCGAGGAGGGGUCCUCUGCGCCCACUCCGCCCUAAUUCCGUUCUUGUCUCCACGCCCGGCCUCGCCCACACGUCUGUGCCCGCCCACACGUCUGUGCCCGCCCACACGCCCGUCCCCGCCCACACGCUCGUGCCCACCCACACGCCUGUGCCCGCCCACACGCUCGUGCCCAUCCACACGCCUGUGCCCACCCACACGCCUGUGCCCGCCCACACACCCGUCCCAAUCCUACACACCUGUCCUCGCCCACACGCCCAUCCCCAUCCUAAACGCUCGUCUCCGCCCACACAUCCGUCCCCGCCCACACUCCCGUCACCGCCCACACACUCGUCCCCCCCACACGCCUGUGCCCGCCCACACACCCGUCCCCGCCCACACGCCUAUGGCCGCCUACACACCCGUCCCCAUCCUACACGGAGAGCACCCCAGUCUACAUCAGUUCCCCCUGAUGGACGCGCCACAACCCUCCUUUCAGGCCCUAAAUACUUCCUUAUAAACCCAUCUUCAGCCUUUAAGAAAGCUUUCAAUAUCUUCCAUGGCGCUAUUGAACCUUCUGGAUUUUGCUUCUUUUAUAUCAUAAUUCCCAUACGGAUAUAUUAG
Penaeus chinensis is the source of this 771-nucleotide messenger RNA. Its product is annotated as pollen-specific leucine-rich repeat extensin-like protein 4. The record is from RefSeq and is a predicted model, not a curated record. NCBI's taxonomy places the organism in Eukaryota, Metazoa, Arthropoda, Malacostraca, Decapoda, Penaeidae. The transcript is spliced from 4 exons. The coding region runs from base 1 to 771 and encodes 256 amino acids.